This is a messenger RNA of Parastagonospora nodorum SN15, 759 nucleotides long. RefSeq lists its product as hypothetical. Bases 1 to 759 code for a protein of 252 amino acids. The transcript has a single exon. Lineage: Eukaryota; Fungi; Ascomycota; Dothideomycetes; Pleosporales; Phaeosphaeriaceae. The record is from RefSeq and is a predicted model, not a curated record.
AUGGACUCGAUGCGCAGCCUCAACAAGUCCCUGCCGAAGACGAGACGGAAGCCCGACGUCCACCAAUCUUUCAGGACAGCUGCCCUGAAUGUCACGAACCUAUACAAGUCCGCCCUUGCCGAUCUCGAUAGGGCCCGAUCCGACGGCUACCAAGACGCCCUGGACGAGCUCCUCGCCUUUUUGGACCGGGAGAACGUAGGGAAUGGUGGUGGAGAGGGGAUGCGGAUCCGGCAAUGGGCAGCAGAGCGGUUAGAAGGAGCCUUGCCAAAGCAGACAGGCAGCGACAGCGAUGAGGACGAAUUAGACGACAAGCGCGCGCGAAGCUCCUCACCCAUCAUGGAGCACAGUAUCGUCCCGGAUUAUUCCUGUACAUCUGACAACAUCACGGAAGCAUCGCACCGAUCCGACUCGGCACCACCUCCUGUUCAGAUGGAUGGGACCCCGGCCGAAGGAGACAUGUCAUCACCCAACCACGUGUUCCAGUUCUCUGCGUCGCAAGCAUACCCGCCGAACAACUCGAACGACACCACAGUGAGCGACUUCACAGCCGCCGCUCGCCGUGCCUUCCCCAGCACCCGCCGCUCCUCGAACCGACCAUCACAGCGAAACCUGCAACGAUCUGCGGCCCAGAAUUUGCUGCAACUCGGAAAUGGCGCAGGCCAGAAGCGAAGAAUCAUGAAUGACUUUUUCAACGUCGACGGUUUCAACGACCGACGGGACGGCUCUUCGGGCGGACCCAAGCGUGGCCGGAUGACGUGA